Cercopithifilaria johnstoni is the source of this 429-nucleotide messenger RNA. The record is from the annotation of a GenBank genome assembly. NCBI's taxonomy places the organism in Eukaryota, Metazoa, Nematoda, Chromadorea, Rhabditida, Onchocercidae.
AUGACGGAUGUAGCCAGACUGGAUGAAUGAAUAGAAUUAUUAGUUCUCACCAUGAAUACUAUUAAUUUUUCAUCUUUUCGUAAAGCAUAUGCAGAAAUAUUACGGUCGAAAAUAUUUGAUCUCUUGAUGGCUUGGUCACUCGAUUUAUUAGUGUUCCGUGGUUAUAUGGUAUUCUUGCCAAAAUGUCUCGAGAUGCAGUUUGGUAUGCCACAAUACGAUGUACAUAUACUUAUGGCAUCCUUUAGUAUAUUUGAACUUGCAAUGAAUGCAAUAAUAAGUGACGGUAUAAUCGUACGACGUCAUAAAUUUAUUGGCCGUGAAAUAGCAACAUUAAUUUUAGUCUUUUCUAUCAUUAACAGUGCUUCCUUCAGCAAAGCCUUUUUUGGUUACUAUUCGAUAGCAAGCUCAAUUGGUGCCACUGAUCGGUAA